Pelmatolapia mariae (spotted tilapia) is the source of this 3591-nucleotide messenger RNA. RefSeq names its product leucine rich repeat containing 17 (gene lrrc17). The record is from RefSeq and is a predicted model, not a curated record. Gene Ontology annotation, molecular function: protein binding. Lineage: Eukaryota; Metazoa; Chordata; Actinopteri; Cichliformes; Cichlidae. The transcript has 5 exons. Gene Ontology annotation, biological process: excitatory synapse assembly; postsynaptic density protein 95 clustering; synaptic membrane adhesion. Gene Ontology annotation, cellular component: plasma membrane; glutamatergic synapse; postsynaptic density membrane. Bases 442 to 1800 code for a protein of 452 amino acids.
GAAUCAGUUUUACAUUGCUUGCAGUCUCUCUCUCUCUGUCUCUCUCUUCACACUUUCAGUACAGUCUAGCUCAGUGGGUGAAAAGCAAGGAGUUCAUGAGAGAGAGAAGGAGAGAGAUAGAGAGAGAGAGAGAGAGAGAGAGAGAGGGAAGGUGAGAGAGAGAGCGAGAGAGAGCGCGAGCAAGCGCAGCCACUCAUUCGUCCCUCACUCCAGGCUCUAAGUUUACAGGCAGCCAGGCAGAUUUUCUUGGCUUGGAUGCAGCGCUCAUGACAGGAUUAGGAGCCUGGGAUACAGGAUCAACUGGAGAUCUGCAGGUCCUAGUGGAUGAGCCCAGGUCAGAUUCUCACCCUGCACAGCCGUGACUGACCUGUAUCCCUUCCUCAUCCAACUUCCGAAACUGACCUGAUUGCCAGGCUCCAUCCUCUCCUCUCCUCUCCUGUCAUGCGUCUCCUUGUUUCCCUCCUGCUCUUGCUACUCCUUGGAUCAGCGGAACCCCGGAGAGGCCGUCGGUCAAAGGCUGUGGAGAGGGGUGCAAGGGGCCAUGUACGGGGUAGAGGCAGGCCUGGCGUCAUGAGGCGUCAAACUGAGGUGUGCUUGGAAUACAUGGAGUCAGGAGAAAAAUACCUUGACUGCCAGGAUAGGCAGCUGACCACUGUGAUGCAGGACUGGCCCAAAGAUAUCCACCACCUACUGCUGGCGAGAAAUAGGAUUCAGGUUUUGAGGGACAACAUGUUUGCUCAGUUCACCCAGCUGAAGAGCUUGGAUCUCCAGCAGAACCGCAUCUCCAGGGUGGAGGAUGAUGCGUUCAGUGGCCUCUCCCAGCUCAAAACCCUGCUCCUCCAGCACAACCAAAUGACAACAGCCUCCGAGGAGGUCCUGCUCCCCCUACCCCGCCUUACUUAUCUCCGUCUCUAUGACAACCCGUGGAGCUGCCUGUGUCCCUUGGAAAGCUUGAUCAGAAAACUGCAGCUGCCAGGCAACCGCAACCUGGGCAAUUACGCCAUAUGUGCAGAGCCUUUUUCACUGAAGGGUCAAAAACUGAAAAAGUUGAAUGUAGACUCGCUGUGUGAGGAAGACAAGGGGCCAGAACAUGGAGUUGUAGAACGGCCAAAGCCUCCGCCAAAAAUAAGGAAGCCAGAUGCCACCUCCAUGUGCCGCACAUACAUGUUUCCCAAACCGCUGCUGGACUGCAGCAACAAAGAUUUGAUUAGCAUCCCACCUGACCUGCCAUCUGACAUAGUGAGGAUGGAUCUGUCCAACAACAAAAUAAAACAUCUCAAGCCAAAACAUUUUGUGCUGUCCAAAGACCUCAAACUUCUCAACCUCAGCAGUAACAACCUGCACCAUAUAGACACAGCUGCAUUUGCAGGACUGCUGUACCUCCGUGAGCUUGACCUCUCCAACAACAGUCUCCAAUACUUCCAGUACAGUGUACUAGAGGACCUCUACUUCCUACGGAAGCUCUCACUGGACAACAACCCGUGGUUCUGCGACUACAACAUCCACUACCUAAAUUACUGGCUCAAGCACCAUCCUGGCGUCCAUCACACUGGCUUGAUCUGCUCAGAGCCGCCGGAGUUCAAGGGCUGGCGUGUCGCGGAUUACGUGAAGACCUACAACGGGGAAUGUCCUGUAGAUAAACAAACAGAAGGGACAGAUACAGGACAGGGGGCACAAGAACAGUCAGAAAAUGAUGCACAGAAGCCAGGGAUGGACAAUAGUGAUGGACAGGGUGCAAAUCUUCCACAACACCUGAAAAAGGCUGCACCAAACAAAUUUAAAAUCAUCAGGCUGAGCUAAAAUGCAGACGGCUCAGAGGACUGGUACAAUAAGAUUGAAAUGGAUGUCUGAGAACAAGCUGAACAAUGGCUUAAUAAAAGGAGGAACUGUGUUUUGUGGUAAAAUCCAUUACGUAGGCUUUUAGGGAUAAAGCUUCCCUGUUUUGUAUGGGUUGCAGAAACACCUAACAUCGACUUGGAGUUUAUUUUUUGUUUAUCACUUUUCUCUCUUACAGUAAUUUUAAUUUUGACUUCAGGAUAUACUUUUUUUUCUUCUAAAAAGUAGUUUUUGGUCUUUUGGUAUUUUUGUCUACUUGUUUUCAGGAAAUAAAAUUUGUUGUUUUUUGUAUUGUUUUUUUCUGAAAAUGUGUUUUACUAUGUGAUCGAAAAUUUCCAGAUACAUUGCAAGUAAUGCGUCAAGGAUCACAAAUGAUUUUUGCUAAAGUGUUCCAUAUUCCAUAUCAUUAGCUGCUUAUGGUGGGGGGCGCUGGAGCCCAUUUCAGCUGAAAUUGUGCAAGAGGCACUGUGCACCCUGGACAUUUCACCAGUUCAAUUAACGAAUGUCUUUGUGAAGAAACACACACAGGCACAGAGAGGGUAUCUAAACACCACAUAGAAACUCCCAACACGAUAAGAAGGUUCUUGCUGUUUACUGAUCACCACCGGAGACUCCCAAGCAAUGAAAAAUUAUCCAUACAGUGUAAUACUGAUCAAUUUAAAAGGUACCCAAGAAGCUUAAAUUUAUAAUGUAUUUUUCAUGUAUUUUUUUUUCUUAAAUACAUAACAUAUUGAGUCCCAAAACGAACCUAAUACAAUUUAAUGUUCGUUUUUUUUUUUCAAGGACAAGGCACAUUAAUCACCAUUAGUAUAAAUGUGCUAUUUUUUGCCAAAUGGCUCAUUUUGAGUUGCUGUUCCUGGGCCAGAUGUUAAAUUAUCCAUUAAAGGGCUAUAAAACAUAAAAGAACACAAUUAAAGGCCAUUAGAAAAUAGAGGAAGGAAAAAAUUUAAUAAAACAGGGUCAAAACUUGAGAGAAUGGAGCAGGUAGCAUGGAAACAAUGCUGUGCAAAAGUCUAGGAAAAUGGGAAAUGUGUGUUUGCAGAAGCCAAGCAAGCUUUAAAGUCAGUAUUUAGUGUGACCACUGUUAUUCUUCAACACACCCUGAACUCUUAUAGGAAAAAUUCUUGAAUUCAUAAUUCCAUCAAUUUAGGCAAGAUCUCCUAUACCACUGAAAUGCAGCCCCAAACCAUCACCGAGCCUCCACAGUGUUUUAUAGAUGGCUGUAGACACCCCUUUCCUUCAUUUCUCUGUGUAUAGUGAUUAUUUGAGGCAGAAAUUUCAAAUUUGGAAUUAUCCCUCCAUAAGAUCUGUUUCCAGUGAUCUGCAGUUCAGUGCUUGUGUAAUUUGGCAUACCUCAGCUUUUUCUUCCUGUUUCCCUUUCCUAAGAAAGGAUUCUUGACAGCCAUCCUUCCACUGAGACCAUGUGAACUGAGGCUUCAGUGAAAAGCAGAUGGAUCAACUGAAGGUCCAGAUCCACCUCUCAGGUCCCUUGUUAGGUCUUUACUGGACUCUUUUUUUUAUUUCUUAAGGGCAUGGCUGUCAGAUACUGUUCAUCUGCUGUAGAUAGUUUUUUUUACACCUACCACUUUGUUUCUCCCCAGUUGUCUAAUUUCAUGGUUUUUGGCUUUGGGAAUCUCCUUAUUAUUGCAAAAUUACAAUUUUAUGCCUGUUGAUCUGUGUUAUCCUUGGAUUUUUUUCCUGGAUUCACCCAAAGAAAUGGGAACAAAUGUGUUUGUGAUAAAGCCUGCUAGUAAC